AUGCAGUAUCUAAUCUCCUUAUAAAAAAACCUACAAACUGAGAAUGUUUUUUUAAGUGCAACUUUGAAUUUUCGAGAUCAGAAUGUUGAGAUGAGCUACAAGAACUUUUAAAAGAAGUUUAAUGAAGGGACAUUGAUCUUAAUGGAAUCCUUCAAAUUGUUUUUGGAAUUCGCCAUCACAAUUUCAGCCCUCAUUUCGGAUGACCAAUCGAUUUACUCGUCAAUUCUGUUCUUAUUUCCCAUUUCAAGUCUAUUAUAAAUUUGGAUAAUUCGUAAGAACUAAAAGUGCAAUGAUUACUGGAAAAUUGGACACAUACUAGCGCUGUUCCUGUUUUUAGCAGCCAACAAACAACCCUAUUUGAUGCGAGGAUCGGUGUCCUUGUAUUGCAUCUACAUGACUUAGAGUUUAAAUGACAAGAAAUAUGUCAUAUUUUACUUUUCAAUAAUGUAAGUUACAUUCUAAUAUUUUGACUAAUUUUUUGACUGGGUUGUUUUGCCCUUCCAAUGGGCAUUCACUCUGAUCAUCACUCUCAGCAUUUAUGCUAGGCAAAGAAGAGAACUAGUGCAUUACUACCACAAAUUCAAAUCCAACACUGAUUUAUCCUAUCAGGAGGUCGUGUUGAAUCAUAGUCUGCAGUAGAAUCUCUUUAUAGUUAGAUUGUCUCAAGAUUAAUCAAAACGAUUAGUAGAUUAUUUCGAAGUGCUUUUUGCUAAUCAAGCAUGCAAAAAGGAGUUCGCAUAAAUAGAUAAUAUCUUCCAUCGAACCACACUCAUUAACAUCAUCAAUUGUAACGAAUCGAACCUCUCCUAUUACAAUUUGAAGGUCAAUUUCAGCUACGAACAAAUUUGCAAUAACUACAAGGGAUCUACUGGUGAAUAGAUCAACAUGGUAGACAAACCCAUAUACUUGAAUCAAAUUCUCUAUUAAUAUAUAGUAAAUUAUCAGAACAAGGAGUUGUAAGAGAGUCUCCCUUUGAAAUUGACUGGAUUGCAGAAUAACCAAACCUUCGACAUCCUAGUCUCCCCGUGCAUUUGGAAACAUGAGAGAUGCUUUAUCAUUUCCUUGAUUGAUUUGACUGACCGUAUGAAGAUUUCCCAAUUGGAGAAGUUGGAUCAAUACAAAGACAGUGUUCUGGCCACAGUGAGUCAUGAUCUGAAGAAUCCAAUAUGCGUAAUUCAAUAGAUGAUCACUCUCAAUGUGGCCAUUUAACAGAAGGUCUAAUCUUGUUGCAAUUAUUUGUAAAUGUGUUAGACCAAUGUGCAAACUCUUCAAUCAUUUGUCAAUGAUCUAUAAGACUUUGCCUAAAUUAAAUAGCAAAAGUUGAAAUUGGUGGUCAGCUAAUUUGAAAUUUCUAAUCUUGUUUAGGAGAUCAAGAAUGUUUUUUAAAUUUAAAUUUAAAAGAAAAAUCUUGAAUUGGAAAUCCAAGUCAAUUUGAAACCAAAUCAAACUUAUUACAAUGAUCCAUUGAGAAUCAAAUAAGUGUUGUUCAAUCUGAUUUCCAAUGCAAUCAAGUUCACUUCCAAGGGAAAGAUUAUGGUUAAGUUCUCGGAUGACAUCAAAGAAAUCUUGAAAUUUUGCAAAGCCAUCAAAGAACAAAUAGAUUCUAACAAAAGUAUUGUAGAUGUGGGGAUACUGUUCAAAAACAAAUCAAGCAUCUUCAUUUGCACAGUUACUGAUAAUGGAAGUGGAAUGAGUUUGGAAAUCCAACGAGGCCUCUUCAGAAAUUUUGCUACCUAUGACAAUGAUAGUAACAUAAACAAAAAUGGUGUUGGACUCGGUCUUAUCAUUUGCAAGCAACUUUGCGGCUAUAUUGGUCCAUUACAGUACAUGUAUUUAAGAUCCCAAUCAGGAGUUGGUUCAACUUUUUAAUUUGCCAUUUAUAAAAAUUAUGAUAAACAACAUCGCUAUGAUUAUUCAGGUGAUUAAUCUAGCAUCGAUUCUAUCGAUUAUGAUAUUUCAGUACAAUCCCCCUAUAAAAAUAUAUUCAGUACUCGUCACAUAACUCCUCUAUGCAAAUAGCAACGAAUCAAAGAAUUGCUGCAAGUGUUGAUUGUUGACGAUGAAACAUUCAAUUGCAUAUUGCUGAAACUACAAUUAACUAAAUUAGGCAUUCAUAAUUUGGAUGUGGCCUAUAAUGGACGAGAAGCCAUAGAAAUGUCAUAGAGAAAAAUAUACGACAUUGUAUUUUUAGAUGUCAACAUGCCUGGCUUGAAUGGAUUCCAGUGCAUCCAGGAUAUUAAAAAUACCAAUAGCGAAAUUAAGAUUUACAUGCUCACAGCAUUCAAUGAUCUCUAAACUCACUAGAUGUGUUUAGCUGCAGGAGCCGAUAAACUUUUAUCCAAACCACUUUCUUAAAAAUAGCUUGAACUAUUGUUGAAUUGA
Paramecium tetraurelia is the source of this 2382-nucleotide messenger RNA. RefSeq lists its product as uncharacterized. The record is from RefSeq and is a predicted model, not a curated record. The transcript is spliced from 4 exons. Gene Ontology annotation, molecular function: phosphorelay sensor kinase activity. NCBI's taxonomy places the organism in Eukaryota, Ciliophora, Oligohymenophorea, Peniculida, Parameciidae. Gene Ontology annotation, biological process: phosphorelay signal transduction system; phosphorylation.